Leishmania braziliensis MHOM/BR/75/M2904 is the source of this 8736-nucleotide messenger RNA. RefSeq lists its product as hypothetical. Gene Ontology annotation, molecular function: protein binding. The record is from RefSeq and is a predicted model, not a curated record. Bases 1 to 8736 code for a protein of 2911 amino acids. The transcript has a single exon. Lineage: Eukaryota; Euglenozoa; Kinetoplastea; Trypanosomatida; Trypanosomatidae.
AUGGAGCGCAGUGGGUUUGGUGACGUCUUUAGGUGCGGCAACGGCGGUGGCCGAGGUGGGGCCGCCCUUCUGACCAACGAGUCGUCCUCGCUGCAGCGCACGGCCAAGGCCCGAGCCCACGCGGCGCAGUACCUCAUGAUGGGGGUCGACAACGCAUUUAUGCCGCUGUUGCCCGAUCACCCAGGAAAGCGCAUCUCGCUGCAUAGACAGCUGCGUGGGCGUUACAACCCCACACAAAUCCCCCUCUCCUCGCUGUCAUGCGCCGCCUACCUGAGCGCAGGCGAUGUUGCGCAGUUGGCGACGCUGUUUCACCAGUUCAGCUUGUUUUCCAGCGAGGUGGCCAAUACCCUCGAUAUGGACGACGGCAGCGGCAGCGGUAGAAACCACAGCAGCGCAGAGGGGAAGAGUGGGGCCGCGGUGUCAGCGACAGCGAUGGCGAGACUGGCAAAGGCGACCAAGAGUCGACCCCGAUCUCCCGGGCGCGGAAACGAAGCGCGUCUACAGUCGUCCCCCGGGGUCUGCACUACAGCAGCAGCAGCAGCUGCUCCUCCUCCAGUGGCGAUGGAUGUUACUCAUGGUAAGAGUGGCAUGGGACUGGUGCGGUGUGUCGCGCGACGACCACCGCCGGCGACAGAACUCCCCGAGAGCUUGAGACCUGCCUCACUUCGAGGUGCUGGUGUUGUAGCCGCUGCCGCUGGGACGGCUGUGCCGCCUUCAUCAUUCGCCACGCCAUCCACUGUGAGAAAGGAAAAGGGGAAGUUGGUAGCGCAGACGCCGAUCAAAAUGGCGGCGGCGGUGGAUCGGCGCGAGCUGGCGGAGCCCUUCACCAGCGAAAGCAAUGAUGCUGCCUUAACCACCGGAUGGCUUGUGGAACUGCUUCUGGAGAUGGUGAUUGAAAAUUCCGCCCGUUCGGCAUGCGUUAGUGGCGGAGGCUCUGGGGCAGCAGCGGCAGCAGCAAUCACAUCGGGACAGUCGCCGAUGCCCUCUGCUGAGUCGCUGCCUCCGUCGCGGUCCGGUGCCGGUAGUCAUCAUCCAUACAAGAGCGGCAGCGUCGCUCCCGCAGCGCCAAUGGGCUUCAACGCCUCGACGACGCUCUACCAGGCUCGUCGCCGAGAAGCACGUGUGGAUGAGCUGCUCCACUUCAAGGCGGAGUUGACCGCCUGGGCAGAGCAUCUCGCUCAAAACUGCGAGCAGUGCGAGCACCGGGCUGUGUGGCAGCAAUGCGCUGCCCAAGAUGAGUUACUGCAACGCUACCAAGCGUGUGUCCUGCACAGCCAGUCUCCAAGGCUGGCGGGAUCCUCAUUGGCUAGUGCACCUGGCGUCACUGCUGCAGCUCUCUCUUCGCAUCCCAAGAUUAUGAGCUUCGAGAACUUUGAAUCUGCAGGUGUGCUGAUGAGUAGCAAGGCUGGCAGUAAUGUCUCCCCGCACCGUGGCGGUGGCGCCGGCGGACGUGGCAACGUUAGCUGGGGACUGCCGCACGUCGUCGACUCUGUUCUGCAGAAUGUGGUGAUGUCCCCUGCUGCACACGGGGCUCUCUGCUCCUCACCGCGGGGCUCAACUGCAAGACUGACCAAGCCGACUACAGACCCUCAGUCGCACAUGACCCCCACUUCGGUACGGCAGCAAUUACCAGGGAUCGCCACUCGCUCGGAGAUUGGUGACGCCGACGAGAUGCCUUCGAUGCACAACAGCGACAGCGGUGACGGCGGCCUCGUACAUGCCUCUUCUCCAGGGGAGAUCCUCCAGUCCACCGUUUCUUCUUUCACUGACUCAAUGACGCUUCUGUCAUCCAAUGCCGCCGGAGUGGUAGCGAGUGUGGCGCCCCCGUUUGUCAAUGCGCCUGCAGUGGGACUAAGUGGCGCAGCUGCGGAUCGAAGCCUGAUAGCAGUAAAGGCGUGGCUCACAGCCCCUGCCUUGAAGGACUUAUUGCUGCAGCCAGCACAGCUGUACGCGUAUCUGUGGACCUCGAGCGCCGCAGCGAGGCUAGCGGAAGAGGAGACAAGGGAUAUUCAUCACCAUCACCGGUGCGUGCGAAUGACACGUGGCGCACAACUGCUGCCUGGCAACGGGGGGGAUGGGUAUGCCGGAGGCAGCAACGCAAGCCGUGCUGGGAGUGCUGCGGGCGCUCGGCGCAGCCGUGCAGCUGUGGUGCAGUAUUUGGUGUGCUGGAGCGACGUCGCGAGCAACCUACUGAUGGGACUGGAGACGACGUGUCUGUCGCAGCGGCAAGAGUCGUCCUACGCGCGGGUGCCGACUGCGCUGCUCGAGGACUCGGCGGAGAUGGCGGCGCCCAAGACAGCCGGGCUGGGUUAUCACAUCGACACCGCGCCACCUUUAUCCAUCGGGGCCCAUGAGGAUAAAGGUGACGACGACAGCGACUCACUCGAGGACGAUAUGGCAGGUGGCGGCGGUACCGGCGUUGCGGGUAACGGCCACUCGUGCAGGCGCCGGCAGCACAAGAGUAGUUUCGGCAAUGACGCUGUUGCAUUGCAGCAGCGAGCGAUACUGUUCAGCAGCCUCGGCGCGGCUGCCGAGAACACCCUGGAUGUCCUUCAUAGGGAGGCGGCAGAUCACAUUCUCGCCUCCCCGACGCAGUGUUACACGGUCACCAGCAGCAAGGACGGCCUCCUCAAGGUGUGGGACACCAGUUGCGGUCAGUUUGUAUCCACAAUCCUGAACAUUGGGCAGUCGUGGGUGCUCACCAUGACUUUCCUGCAUGGCGGCGAGUUUCUCAUGGUGGCGACGAGCGCGGCGGAGAUCACCGUUGUGAACUUCCCGGCUGGUGGGGUGCUGCUGAAGCUGCGUGGCUGCACCUCACUGGCGACGGCGGUGCCGCAGGUCAAGCAGCUAUCCACGUUCUUUACAAAGCGCUAUGGGCUGAAGCCAGGUGAGUGUGGCCAGCACAAGCCGACGGACGGCGACGGUGGCGGUUGGCUCGGCGCAGCAGCGGCCGCCCGCCUCAUGGAGUGUGCGGAUGGCGAUGGCGAGCCUAUUGUGGCACGGCCCAUCGUGGGCUAUGUGACGCCCACCGCGGCCUUCUAUGACGCUGAGGUGGGCUUCUUCUUCUUUGGCACUAUGAGUGGCAUGGUCGGCUGCAUAGACCUGACAGCGAUCUUGUCGCGCACAGCCCUGCACGCCGCUGCUGCCGGCGCCGGGUGGGCGUACCCGCUGCAGGUGUACGACUCCGUCUUUGCCCAUCUGGAGGUGUUGCCGCCGGAAGUGGGCGCCACGGUGACACCUGCACCAGAGAUGACAUUGUCGUCUCUUGAGGCUGCCGUCAUGCACUCCCAUUUGCCCACCACUGACCGCCGCAAAGCGCGCGCACCGUUGGCGCUCUCGGUGGCUGCCAGCAGCCGUGGGGUGCCGGUGAACCGACUCUUCUACUGCGGUGUAGGGCACUGCAUCAUCUCUUCUGACCCCGACGGCGGCAUCGUACGCACCUCCUUCACUGCCGAUGCUGACACCCUUGACUACACCCUUGGCACUCCGUCGGUGGUGAUGGCGACUGCCAAGCCGAUUCGCUUCAUGGUGAGCUGCUCUAGGGGCCGCCGCUUCGUCACAGUGCACCGAGACCGCCGCGCCUUCUUGUGGACUGUUGGCCGCACCUUGACGGAGUGCGUUCAUCAGUACCCCCAGGAGGCGUACGACAUCAUUGAUGCCUGCUUUAUGCCACCGCAUCAGCAGGUGGCCAUGCUCAUGGCGGACCACAGCAUCCGCAUCUACGACGAGAGGGGGUCGCGUCCGUUGACUUUCAUCCAACCUCCGCGCGGGCUAAGCAGCAGAGCCGAGGACAUUGCCUCCAUGACCCUCAAGUGCUCUGCCAACGACGUUGAUGGCUGCUUGACCUACUUGCCGACGACGCAGCGGCUGGUCUGUGGGCUGCGGGGCCCCGUCCUGUAUGAGCCUGCAGGACGUGCCCCGACGCGGGGUGCCGCCUCGACCGGUACCGUCAUGGAUCUCGAGAUGCUGGUCACGACUGAUGCGCGGGAGGGGAAAAAUUUGAACCCAACUGACGCAGCAGCCGUGUCAUCGACAGCGGGGAUGCGGAUGGUGGAGGUGCACUCACCGUCUGCGGUGUCGUCAUCGCUGGAGUCCUCGCUGUCGUUGCCCCCGCUGCCGCAGUCGAUCUUGUCCUUCUAUGCGCCAACUUCGACUGCUCGUGCGGCAAUGCAGCAGGUGACCAUUCUCGUGUCGAGGCACCCGCGCAACGUGUCCGCUUCCGUGUCAAUCGACUCUUCCGCCUAUGGUGGGUUGUGCGGUGCCGAGGACGACGCCACCAGCACGGAAACUGAAAAAGCAAGGACUGCUGCUGCGGCGGCGCAGAAGGAGAAACGGCGCCAGCGCCAGGUGAGUGCCACUCUGCAGAAGUGCCAUGAGCGGCUGCGGCCCUAUCAGACUCACUCCUCAGCCGUUAUUGGGCUUCUGCUCGACCCCGAGCGCGGCGAGCUACACAGCUUCAGCACUGAUGCGUGGUGUGUGUGGUGUUACGAGACUGGUAAGCGCCUCCGUGCGCCUCUCCACGUCCCGAGUGCGGCGGAGAAAGAGCUGGCGGUGCGCAGCCGGCGUACGCUCCUGACGUGCUGCAGCUGGAGCACCGAAGGGCGCACUCGUGUGCUGGUUGGGACACGCGACAGCCGCGUACUGACCCUGGACGCACGCGUCGGAUCCGUCAUGAGCACGACGGAGCCAUUCACGCAGAGUGCCAGAGGCCCGACGGCAGGCGCUAGCAGCCCCAUCCUCCUCGCAGAUAGGGAUGUUGGCGCAAUCUCCAGCUCCGGAAACCGCACACUGCUGUGCAGCGGCCACGUGUGCGAAGUCCGCCGGUACGAGGUCACGAGUGCACCGCAGCCCAGUGGAGAGCAGAAGUUUAUCUCUAUGCGAGUGGAGUUGCCCUCUGCCGCGUCAGCCGUCACGGGGUCAUCAACGCACGGUGGUGGGACCGCCACUACUAUCGUUCCUGCAGCGGCGGUAGCCAAGGACAUGAAGGGCACCACAAGCACCGCCCGUGGUGGCUGCAGCGAUACCACAAUCACUGCCUGCUGCGUGGUGCGUGAGUCUCACCUGUGUCUUGGCACGGCCGACACACAACUCUUUUUCUACCGCAUGGUCGACCGCAGCAGCCCUGUGCAUGUUGAGGUGCUGUGCGACGCACAGGAGGUGCCGGACGUCGGCCGCGUUGUGGGCCUGAACUACCUCAACAAUUCAACGCACGACAUGCUGCUCGCCGUCGUCGACACCGGGAUCCUCUUCCUGUACUCCUACACGCUGCAGCGCACACUAGGUCGAUACAGCUUUCCACUUUUAGGGAAAACAGUGUUUCCCGCCGUGCCGCAUGCCUGCACACCACGGGCGCACACGCGGGCUCCACAGCAACAGGAGCACUACAUCACCAGUGUUGGUCUGGCGUGUGAGGUGAUAGGGGCGCCGCAGUCAUCGUUGGUGAUAAUGGCCUGUGGUGACUCGGCGGGGUACGUGCAUGUCGUACCUCUCGCCCACAUGGUCGCCGAGGCUUCGAGCACUCUCUCGCGUGAGAGGGGCGUGAGUGGCGCAGCGCGCGUGCCAAGGGCUCACAAGUUGCGCGUUGCGGCAUCCUUUCGCGCCUCGCGCGGCGGUAUCUCGUCGCUGGAGCUCCUGGCCGUCAACUCCUCGAAACCGAUGGUCGGGAUGCCCAGUUACGUGGCCACGACACCGACCUCCCCGGAGCAUGUCCUCGCCGACAAGGGCGGCCGCCCCGAUGUCCCUGCUUCCACGACCGCCACCACGAUGGCAACGCCGUCCAACGCGCGGUUUUCCGAGCCAUUUCUGCUCGUGUUUGCAGCGGGCUUUGAUGGUAAUGUGCGGAUCUUCAGUCUUUCUAUCAGCGCACUACAACAGCCGGAUGUGCUGCCAGUGUUCCCCUUAACCCUCACCACCUCCACCAGCGCGUGGUCGCUGCCACCGACGCAGCCGCAACUGCUCCAGUCCACCACCGCCAGCGCAAGCUGUACGAGAGCGUCGCUGAACAGGGCAGUCCUGAGCAGCCAGCCAGGAUGCAGCUCGUCUUUUCACACAGUUGGCGGCCGCAGGGCCUCUCUGCUGAGCCACGCCUCUGGUGCCAUGCGCUACGAGGUGACGACGGUUGGGCUCUGCGGAGUGGACACGUGGGACCUAUGUGAUCCUCGCACCUUCAGCGAUGUCGAGCAGGCCAUGGUGAUGACUCAAGCCCGCAGCGAUGGCCACGUUGGCGUCGUGCUGCCCUCCAUCCUCGACGACGUAGACGACAGAGAGAGUAACGCCGAAGGAUGCGGAGUGGCAGUGGACAACGACAGCGCUAGGGAAGACCACACCGCUGCCGUCGGUGUGGCGUCCACAAUACCGGGGAAGGGAACCGGGGCCGUGUUGCUCUACGACAUCCUGCGCAAAUCCAAGAAGCAAAGAACAGGAAGCUCCACCGCCGCCGCCGGCGCCAAUGUCCAGCCGCUCUCGCAUCAGCCGCUCUCGCAUCAGCCGCGGCUAGCGGCAACCACCACCGUCACUGCUGCGGACGGGGCAGCCCUUCGUCAGUGCGGCACCGCACCCGGGUCCCAGCCGCUGCCACCGCCGCCCUCGACGCGCAUUGCAUCACCCACUGCAACGGCAGGCGUAGCCGGCGCACUGGCUGUCACAGCGCGGUCGAGGAAGGACGAUGCUUGCGCCAACAAUGAGCCCGUACGCUCUCCGGGGUGGUGCGCAAGCGCUGCACUGCCUUCACCGUUUCUCCCGUCGCCCCCACCAGUGCAGUUCAUGCCCCAUACAAUCGAAGAGCUCGUGCGCGAUGCGCUGCCAUCUUCAUGGAGUCGCUCCACCACCAUGAGAGGGGGCGCCGCGGCAUUUUCCUCUCUUUUUGGCUUCCCCCUGCACAGCGCCGCAGACGACAUGCGCGACGACAGCAUCAACGAUACUCUUUCGCCGACCCCGUCUCCGCGGGAGAAGCGGAACCCGCUUGUGCGCGUGUACCCGCUGGCCCUGCUACGGCGUAUGGGUCUGCUUCACCCCCUCGAUACCACCCCAGAUAUCGAUCCAGUGACCGGGCUGCCAGUGCUUAUCUCCGCCUGCGAGGCCUUCAAACCGUGGGAGGCGUGGCUGCUGGGAAUGGGGAGUGUGAGCACCGCCGCGACGUCAACGGUGCAGAUGUCUACCUCGCUCACGUGCAGCGUCAAGUCGGUGCAGCCCCCGCUGCCGCCGACGGAGGUGAGCGCACCGGCGUCAGCAGUGGCGCUGAGGGGCACUGGCACGGUCAUCAAUGUGCCGCAACGCGCGUCGGCGCCCUCGUCAAGUUGCUCGUCCUCUUCGUCCUUACCGAGCGGACUCCUGUGGCCUCGUCGUAUUACGGUGACUGCAUCUCCGACGUCGCCAUCUCUGAUCCCUGAGUUCGAGAGGAGUGCAGGGGAGGAGGUGGAAGAGGGGCGGCGGCGCAGCAGCACUGGUGUCGACGAUACAGAGGGGGGAGUAUCGGUGUUUCUGACUGAGGGAGGGGUAGAAUGGGCUCGUCCGAAGGCCUUCAUCGAGACCAACACCAACCCUCUGCCCUCUCUCUCGGGCACCCCACUCACCGAGACGGCAACGGGGGAGACGAGCUUCGGCUUGCACCGUACGACCAAGGUGGGCGAGAGGACUAUUGCGCUUGGUGCAGAGCCGCCCCAACGUCUCACCGUCCGCGACAGCGGGGAGGCGUUGUCACGACAGUCCAUUUCUUCUGAGAGCCCGAGCACUGCCCUCGCGUGGUCGAGCCGCUCGCGCCCUCUGUUCUUCCCGCCUGCACCCCCCACCCCAGCGCAGCUGUUGGAAAGCCAGAAGCUUACAUAUCUGCGUGGUGUCUUGGGGAGCGUCGAUGCAGAUGUGCUCCGUAUGAGGGAGGAUCAGAUGAUGUUGGUACACAUGGCUAGGCGACUGGAUUGCUCACGACAGGCGCCGCCGCCAGCCUGUGCAGGCACUAUUCCCACCUCGACAAGAAGCAUCCCUGCCAUGGGUGAGUACACCUCUCGACUCAUGCGGCUGUGGCGGCAGCGCGCCGGCGACACGGCGGCGGCGACCGUUGCUGCUGUCAGCACCCUCGGAGCUGUGGAAACCGCAGGGACGCCCGGCACCGCCGCCGCCGCCGAGGAAGCGGGAGCUACCAACAACGCCCGCGUCGCCACGACCGCUGCGCGCGUCCGAGAGGCGAAGCCGGGAUAUGGCAGCGUGCCGACGAGGGGGUUAAAAGGCAGCGGUAACGGGGCGUUGGGAAAGGCGAUGGUGGCGCCAGGUCAGCGCGAGCCUACGGUGAUGUUGUCUUCUUCGAGGUCAAUGCGGCGAUCGACCCACGAAAGUCAGUCCAACUCCAUAGCGGCGUACGCCUCGAUGCUGCAGGCAAGUCCGCCCACAACCUUCGGGCUCGACCUCUUGGCCCUAUCGCUGCCAAAUGAGCCACAGGCAGCGCCGACUCGCGCGCAGCACCGCACUAGCCGAGGCGCCAACGCAGUGUUGUCCGCCAGGGCCGCUGCAUCGCCUUCGGGGCGAGGAGCGAAGGCUGCCAUGUCAGCGGCAGACGGAACUGCGACAUCGUCCAAAGCGAUCCCUCACCUCGAGGCAAGGCUUCCCAUGAUCGCGGUGCAGCAGGAGGUCCAGCCGAUCCGAGUGAACUUGCCAUCAACGCUCCGCAGGGAUGAAGGAGAGCGGAUGUGGCUACGGCGCUUCGAGGCCGUCUUCAACAGCGUCGACAGCGGUAAUAGACGCUGA